AAGCUAACAUUGUUAAUGCUUCUUUCCCAAGGAACCCAAUCUGAACAUUGGUUACAUCUUCUGAAUGUUUCCUGUCUGACUUUACAGAUUCCUGUUGCGUGCAAGUCCUGCCCGUGUGGUUAUGUGUUUAUUAGCAGAAAACUCCUCAAUGCUAAGUUAAAUGAGCGCUCUUCUCCGGCCAUAGCAGACAAGCUGGACUUUAAGCGGAGGAGGACGGAGCGCAUCCGCAGAGAGAGGAUAGACUCUUCUCUGACCAAUGACAUGGAGAACAGGAGGAGACCCCGCACCAACAGCCAGUCAGAUCCCAUCCGGAGGGGGCGUGGCAGACCAAAGACUGUGGGACUGAAGAAACCAGAUGAGGACAAAGGUGAGGAAGUGGUGUUACACACUUUGUUAUUACAGGUUAACUGUGACCAUCCUUAA
Notothenia coriiceps (black rockcod) is the source of this 423-nucleotide messenger RNA. It is a transcript of the gene hdip1, whose product is annotated as chromosome unknown C16orf87 homolog. NCBI's taxonomy places the organism in Eukaryota, Metazoa, Chordata, Actinopteri, Perciformes, Nototheniidae. Bases 16 to 423 code for a protein of 135 amino acids. The record is from RefSeq and is a predicted model, not a curated record. The transcript has 2 exons.